AUGACAAAAGGGAAACUAAUUUUCAAGCAUCCAUCUGUCAAAUAUCUUUCUCAUAAAAGUAUAAAGACGACGAUAUUUAUUAAGACUAAAACACCAUAUGUUUCUGCAUUGAAAAGGAUCAACAAGUUUCUAGAACAACUGCAGCAUCAUAAAAGCGAAUGCGUAACAGUGCUAGGUAUGGGAAGAGCCAUAAACAAAGCUCUAGCAAUAGCCUGUCACUUUCAGGAAGAGAAGGGGAAAAGGGUCGAAAUUUUAACUCAAAGUAUUGAAGUGUUGGAUGAAAUUACAGAAGACGAGCAAGAGGACGGGCAAGAUGACGAGUCACAUGAAAUCAAUGACGAGGAUAAAGAAUUAACUCUGAAAAAACGUACGAUAAGUGGGAUUAAGCUACUGAUUUAUCCGUAG
Molecule: messenger RNA, 405 nt
Organism: Lachancea fermentati
Lineage: Eukaryota; Fungi; Ascomycota; Saccharomycetes; Saccharomycetales; Saccharomycetaceae
Source: the annotation of a GenBank genome assembly